This is a messenger RNA of Andrographis paniculata, 1338 nucleotides long. Its product is annotated as U-box domain-containing protein 21-like. Gene Ontology annotation, biological process: protein ubiquitination. The coding region runs from base 1 to 1338 and encodes 445 amino acids. Lineage: Eukaryota; Viridiplantae; Streptophyta; Magnoliopsida; Lamiales; Acanthaceae. Gene Ontology annotation, molecular function: ubiquitin protein ligase activity. The transcript has a single exon. The record is from RefSeq and is a predicted model, not a curated record.
AUGACCUGGUCAUGGAGAAACCGAAGAGCCGCCCGCCGCACGGCCGCAGAGAAAUCCGGCGAGCUGGAGCUGGAGCUGAUCAUACCGGAGCAGUUCCUCUGCCCAAUUUCGCACGAGCUUAUGAAGGACCCCGUGACCCUCUCCACAGGCAUGACCUACGACCGCUCCAACAUCGAGACGUGGAUCGACGCCGGCAACUCCACCUGCCCCGUCACCAACCAGCUCCUGCCCAAUCCCGACUCCUCCAUCCCCAACCACGCCAUCCGUAAAAUGAUCCAACACUGGUGCGUGCAGAACACGUGCCGGGGAAUCGAAAGAAUCCCCACUCCCAAGAUCCCCAUCACUUCCCACCAGCUCUCCCAAACCCUCUCCCAAAUCGAAGCAGCCGCACGAAGAAACGAUGACCAAAAGUGCAAGGAGUUUGUCGCCAAGAUCACGUCUUGGGCGCGAGAGAGUGAUCGGAAUCGACGCUGCAUUGCCGCCAAUGGCACCGCCGCAGUUCUGUCCAAAGCUUUCGACUCAUUCGCCUGCAGAAACGAUGGCUAUGCCAUUAAAGAUGGGGACAUAUUGCAAGAGCUUCUAUCAGGUCUAAUGGCAACAAUCCCCUUUCACGACGAAGCAACAAAUCGAAACCUUUCGAGCACGCCGUCACUCGAGAAACUUGUAUCGAUAAUGAAAGCCGGAAGCUUGUCGUCGCGUAGAAACGCUGUAAUAGCGGUCAAAUCGAUCCUAUCAUUCGACGAAAACAAAGCGGAGGAGAUUACAAAAAUUGAGGGAGCCUUGGAAACCCUAGUGAAGAUGAUCAAAGAGCCAAUUUGCCCAACCACAACCAAGGCUUCGCUCCUGGCAAUGUACCACACAUUGAAAUCGCCGCAAAGCGCCGCCAUUGCGGCAAGAUUGGCGGAGACAGGAUUGGUGGCGGCGUUGCUAGAAAUUCUGGCGGAGUCGUCGGGGCGGAGCGUGUGCGAGAAGGCGCUGGGGGUAUUAGACGGGCUCUGCAUGCACGGGGAGGGGAGGUUGAAGGCGUACGAGAAUGCGCUGACGGUGGCGGUGUUGGUGAAGAAGCUGCUGCGCGUUUCGGAGGUGGCGACGGAGCUGGCGAUCUCCAUACUUGUGAAGCUGGGAAGGCACGAUGAAGAUGGGGAGACAUGUGUGAAUGUGAUGAUCGAAGCCCUGGAAGUCGGGGCGUUCCAGAAGCUGCUGCUGCUGCUGCAACUAGGGACGAGUGACGUCACCAGGGAGAAGCUUUCGGAACUGCUCAGACUGCUCAAUUUGUAUCGACCCAAUGUGGAGUGCACUGAUUCUUUGGAUUUCAAGCAUCUCAAACGCUCUUUUUGA